Molecule: messenger RNA, 2874 nt
Organism: Mytilus trossulus (common blue mussel)
Lineage: Eukaryota; Metazoa; Mollusca; Bivalvia; Mytilida; Mytilidae
Product: muskelin-like
Exons: 21
Coding region: 190-2457 (755 amino acids)
Cellular component (GO): cytoplasm
Molecular function (GO): protein binding
Source: RefSeq, a predicted model, not a curated record
UUUUUAAAGAAAUGAUGAAGCCGUGAAAAUAAAUGGACAUUGAAAUGACUAGACAAAACUAUAUGGCAUAAUUUGUUUGUAUUUUAAUGUUUAGUGGACAGCUGCAUUUUACUUAUAUCAUAAAAAAAUAUUUUGUAUAUCAAUCGCUGAGUUCCGGUUUCUAAAAAUAUCACGCAGUGAAGAUCAAGUAUGGCAGACACUGGAAAAGAAAUUUUGAAAUACAAGAUAAAAAAUUGGUCAAGUUUUUCAUACAACUAUUUACCAGAAAAUAUUUACCUUGAUAAGCCAACAGACCAGUCAUCUAGGUGGUCAUCAGAUUCUAAUCAUCCACCACAGUUUCUUAUAUUAAAAUUAGACAAACCAAGCAUUGUACAGACUAUAACAUUUGGGAAAUAUGAAAAGACACAUGUAUGUAAUUUGAAGAAGUUUAAGAUAUUUGGUGGAAUAUCAGAAAGUCACAUGCUCCAGCUACUAGAAAAUGGAUUAAAGAAUGACCAUAUACCAGAAUCCUUUCCAAUAAAACAUGAAAUAGAUGGGAAUCACUUUCCAUGUAAAUACCUCAAAAUAGUUCCAAUUCAGUCAUGGGGACCUAGUUUUAAUUUCAGUAUUUGGUAUGUAGAACUACAAGGAAUCUCAGACUGGAAUAUUGUAAAACCAACAAUGCAUUGGUACAAUAAUUUUAGAGAAAGAGAAGCCAUAAGAUUGUGUUUAAAACACUUUAGACAGAGACAGUAUUUAGAAGCUUAUGAAGCCUUAGAAAAGAAAACAAAAAUAGUAUUAGAGCAUCCUAUAUUGACCGAGUUACAUACAAAAUUGGUAAAAGAUGGUGAUUUUGAUGCAUGUGAACAUUUAGUGUAUAGAGCUUGUGAAGAAGGGUUAUUUCUUCAUUAUAUCAGUUUACAAGAUUAUAAACCAUUAUGGUCACCCAUUGAGCCAGUAAUAAAAACAAAUGACAGUUUAGUAGAUAGUAGGCCUGGUAUGAGAGGUGGACAUCAGAUGUGUGUGGAUGUUUUAAGUGAAACUUUAUAUUUAUUUGGUGGUUGGGAUGGUAACCAUGAUUUAGCGGACUUGUGGAUGUAUCAUGUACCAUCUCGUGAAUGGACGUGUUUAUCUAGAAAUACACAAUUAGAGGGUGGUCCUGGUGCUAGAUCAUGUCAUAAAAUUUGUAUUGAUUAUGAGAGAAAACAAAUAUUCACUCUUGGUAGAUAUUUAGACUCAGCUAUGAGAACAACAGAAAAUCUAAAGAGUGACUUUUAUAUGUAUGAUAUUGGUUCUGGAAAAUGGACAUUGAUAACAGAAGAUACACAUGCCAUGGGUGGACCAAGGCUAGUCUUUGACCAUCAGAUGGCAAUAGAUGUUGAAAGGAGAACAUUGUUUGUGUUUGGUGGGCGAGUGUUACUAAGUCCAAGUGAAGGUGGAGAAAGGGGAAGUGAACCAAUAUUUAGUGGUUUAUUUGCCUACCAUAUACCUACAAAUACAUGGAAACUGGUGAUGGAAGAUUGUGAACAACUUAGAUCUAGAAUAGGACAUUCUAUGUUGUUCCAUCCAAGAAAGAGAUGUUUAUAUAUCUUUGCUGGUCAAAGAUCAAAAGAGUUUCUGAAUGAUUUUCUAACAUACAACAUAGACACAGGUCAGAUAGAUAUGAUUGUGGAUGGAACCAAAAAGGACGCUCAAGGGGGUACGGUAUCAUCACAAUCCAUAUUAUUUGAUCAGCCAGUUCAUCAUCCAUAUUACCGUCAUGUCUUGAAAGACUUCGUCAAGACUUCUGUACCAGCAGCAGGAUUUACACAGAGAGCUACUAUAGAUCCUGAUAAAGAUGAAAUACAUGUAUUGUCUGGUUUAAGUAAAGAUAAAGACAGAAGGGACAAUGUAAAAAAUUCUCUAUGGGUGUAUGAUAUUAAUAAAAAUAAAUGGUCAUGCAUUUAUAAAAAUGAAAAUUCUGGUCAACAAUACUGGACGAAAAUGCAGCAUUUAGAACCUGUUCCAAGGUUUGCACAUCAACUAGUAUUUGAUCAUAUUAAAAAGGUGCAUUAUUUAUUUGGUGGAAAUCCUGGGAAGGAAAGCUUACCUAAAAUGAGACUAGAUGAUUUUUGGUCAUUAAAAUUAGGAAGACCUUCUGCAGAAAACUUAUUACGACGAUGUCAGUAUUUAAUAAGGAAGCAUCGAUAUCAGGAAAUGGCGGAGCGAUAUCCAAAAGCUGCCAUGGAAUAUUUACAAAAAGAUUUAGCACAGAUAGUGGAUCAUAGAAGUGAAGAAGAAAAACAAGAGUUUCAUCAGCUGGCAUCAACAUUAUUUAAAACUGAUGAUGAAGAUGAAGAAAUGUUUGAUGACUCUAUAACAGUAAUGAGUGACCAUUACCAAAGUCGGACUAAUUUGUUUGAUGAACUUGUGGCAUUUUUCCCUGAUGAUAUGACACAGCCUAAAGAAAAUCUUGUUGAUAUGAUACCGAUUUGUUAAAAGUGGCAUUUUUAAUAACAUCCUGGAUGUACGCAAUUGAGGUGUCUAAAUAGAUACCAGUUAAAUGGUGUCUGAGUGGAUACCAGUUUAAUGAUGUCUAACUGGAUACCAAUUUCAUGGUGUCUGAAUGAAUACCAGUUUAAUGGUGUCUGAAUGAAUACCAGUUUAAUGGUGUCUAACUAGAUACCAGUUUAAUGGUGUCUAACUAGAUACCAGUUUAAUGGUGUCUAACUGGAUACCAGUUUAAUGGUGUCUAAAUGGAUACCAGUUUAUAUAUGGCAUUUGACCUUGGAUAUUUGAAUUCUGUUAUGGAAUAUGAAACCCUUAUACUGUGAUACUGUGUUUUAAAGUACUAAAAAAUUAUAAAAAAGAAAUUGGUGCUGGACUACUGAAUGAAUACAAUUAUAAAAGAAUUAA